Molecule: messenger RNA, 1845 nt
Organism: Mobula hypostoma (lesser devil ray)
Lineage: Eukaryota; Metazoa; Chordata; Chondrichthyes; Myliobatiformes; Myliobatidae
Product: polyubiquitin-C
Exons: 2
Coding region: 121-1722 (533 amino acids)
Biological process (GO): modification-dependent protein catabolic process; protein ubiquitination
Cellular component (GO): nucleus; cytoplasm
Molecular function (GO): ubiquitin protein ligase binding; RNA binding; protein tag activity
Source: RefSeq, a predicted model, not a curated record
GUGCAGAGGAACCAGGUGAGGAGUAAAACGGUUGCUGCUUAUAAAAGAGGAAGGUUGGGCGCAGUCGCCAGUGAACGCCAUCGCUGAGGAGCGGCGGGUGAUCGAGCGAAAGAGUUCAAAAUGCAGAUCUUUGUGAAGACCCUGACUGGGAAGACCAUCACCCUUGAGGUGGAGCCAAGUGACACCAUAGAAAAUGUCAAGGCCAAAAUUCAGGACAAGGAAGGUAUACCUCCAGACCAACAACGACUGAUCUUUGCUGGGAAGCAGUUGGAAGAUGGACGAACCCUUUCUGACUACAACAUUCAGAAAGAAUCAACUCUGCAUCUAGUCUUGAGACUGCGUGGUGGAAUGCAGAUCUUUGUGAAGACCCUGACUGGGAAGACCAUCACCCUUGAGGUGGAGCCAAGUGACACCAUAGAAAAUGUCAAGGCCAAAAUUCAGGACAAGGAAGGUAUACCUCCAGACCAACAACGACUGAUCUUUGCUGGGAAGCAGUUGGAAGAUGGACGAACCCUUUCUGACUACAACAUUCAGAAAGAAUCAACUCUGCAUCUAGUCUUGAGACUGCGUGGUGGAAUGCAGAUCUUUGUGAAGACCCUGACUGGGAAGACCAUCACCCUUGAGGUGGAGCCAAGUGACACCAUAGAAAAUGUCAAGGCCAAAAUUCAGGACAAGGAAGGUAUACCUCCAGACCAACAACGACUGAUCUUUGCUGGGAAGCAGUUGGAAGAUGGACGAACCCUUUCUGACUACAACAUUCAGAAAGAAUCAACUCUGCAUCUAGUCUUGAGACUGCGUGGUGGAAUGCAGAUCUUUGUGAAGACCCUGACUGGGAAGACCAUCACCCUUGAGGUGGAGCCAAGUGACACCAUAGAAAAUGUCAAGGCCAAAAUUCAGGACAAGGAAGGUAUACCUCCAGACCAACAACGACUGAUCUUUGCUGGGAAGCAGUUGGAAGAUGGACGAACCCUUUCUGACUACAACAUUCAGAAAGAAUCAACUCUGCAUCUAGUCUUGAGACUGCGUGGUGGAAUGCAGAUCUUUGUGAAGACCCUGACUGGGAAAACCAUCACCCUUGAGGUGGAACCAAGUGACACCAUAGAAAAUGUCAAGGCCAAAAUUCAGGACAAGGAAGGUAUACCUCCAGACCAACAACGACUGAUCUUUGCUGGGAAGCAGUUGGAAGAUGGACGAACCCUUUCUGACUACAACAUUCAGAAAGAAUCAACUCUGCAUCUAGUCUUGAGACUGCGUGGUGGAAUGCAGAUCUUUGUGAAGACCUUGACUGGGAAGACCAUCACCCUUGAGGUGGAGCCAAGUGACACCAUAGAAAAUGUCAAGGCCAAAAUUCAGGACAAGGAAGGUAUACCUCCAGACCAACAACGACUGAUCUUUGCUGGGAAGCAGUUGGAAGAUGGACGAACCCUUUCUGACUACAACAUUCAGAAAGAAUCAACUCUGCAUCUAGUCUUGAGACUGCGUGGUGGAAUGCAGAUCUUUGUGAAGACCCUGACUGGGAAAACCAUCACCCUUGAGGUGGAGCCAAGUGACACCAUAGAAAAUGUCAAGGCCAAAAUUCAGGACAAGGAAGGUAUACCUCCAGACCAACAACGACUGAUCUUUGCUGGGAAGCAGUUGGAAGAUGGACGAACCCUUUCUGACUACAAUAUUCAGAAAGAAUCAACUCUGCACCUAGUGUUGAGACUGCGUGGUGGGUUUUAAAUUGGACUGGGCCAUAAUCAGUUUCAACUGCAUUGUAAUUUUUAAUGCAUUCUCUCUGGUUUUUGUAAUGAUCAAACAGGUCUUGAGUAUAUAAAGCAUGUAGAUAAUAAAGAUUUUGUCAAA